Messenger RNA from Aplysia californica (California sea hare), 14405 nucleotides. RefSeq names its product dynein beta chain, ciliary. Gene Ontology annotation, cellular component: dynein complex. The transcript has 71 exons. The record is from RefSeq and is a predicted model, not a curated record. Lineage: Eukaryota; Metazoa; Mollusca; Gastropoda; Aplysiida; Aplysiidae. Gene Ontology annotation, molecular function: ATP binding; dynein light intermediate chain binding; minus-end-directed microtubule motor activity. Gene Ontology annotation, biological process: microtubule-based movement. Bases 1 to 13398 code for a protein of 4465 amino acids.
AUGGCGAGUGAACUUGAGAUUGGAGACUCGCGAGUUGAGUUUAUUGCUGAUUAUGUACUCAAAACACUCAAAGUUAAGCCUGACAAAUGGACCAAAAUGUACAGUUUGGACGAGAACAAACAGCUGUUUAUGGACUUUUUCGACAAACAAGAGCUGAACACGCUGGUUGUCAUUGCCACCUCUGCAGGAGGACUGAAUGUACAGUAUGAGUGGCCUGCCAACCCAAAAGCUAAAGCUUGCUACUUUGUGAAGAGGUCAAGAGACCCUGUACAAAAAGAUACAGUCCUCAGGAAUGCCCUCCUAUAUGGUGAUCUCUCUUUGUCACCACUUGACCAAUUAUCUGCUUUCGUUGAUGAGGUUCUUGUUCCUUUGCUGUCCAAUGAACGGAAUCAUGACCAGUGGCCAAAAGUUGUGUCUCAAGACGUCACUCGUCAUGUUCACAACCUGAAGAGCAAUGUGUAUGUCGUGUCUGGCCAGGCAAAAGGGAAGACACUUUUGCCACUUCCUGUUGGAGCAGAAAGAGUGGAGAAUGCUGGAGAAGGUGAAAAAGAAACAUAUGACCGCAGCUUGGUCCAUGCCAUUGAGUCUGUUAUCAUUGAGUGGACUCACCAGAUCAGAGAUGUCCUCAAGCGUGAUUCUGUCCAGCCCUUGCUGGAGGGGCUCAACCCAUCUCCAUUUGUGGAAAUUAAAUUCUGGGAAAACAAGGCUCAGAAUCUUGAGUGCAUUUAUGAACAGCUCAGGGAUCCAAAGGUGAGAAAGAUGGCAGAACUUUUAGAACGUGCAAACAGCAGUUAUUUCCCAUCUUUCAAGAACAUCUUCCGUGAUGUUGUUGCAGCGCUGACGGAGGCCCAGGACAUCAAUAUGCACCUGAAGCCGCUGAGACACCAGCUGGAGGAUCUAGAGCAGGCCGAGUUUGAUGAGUCAGCAAAACUGAUGGCUCCUAUGAUGCACACUGUCUGCUUGGUGUGGACACACUCAAACUACUACAACACACCGGCUCGUAUCAUCGUGCUCCUGCAGGAGAUCUGUAACUUGAUCAUCGAAAUGGCCAGGAACUUUCUGGCUCCCGAUGAACUCUUCAAAGGAGAAGUGGAAGAAGUGAUUGGCAAAGUGCGUAAGUCCUGUGAGGUCUUGGCAGCAUUCCGGACAGCCUAUGAUGACCACAAGAUCAAGCUGGCCUCCUAUUUCAAGGAUGGAAAGGAGGCACGGGAGUGGGAGUUUGCCCCAGAACUUGUUUUUGCUCGCUACACAAAGUUCCAUGAAAGAGUUGAGACCGUCAAGGAACUGAUGGAAGCUGCUCAGGAAUUCUACAAACUAGAGAAAAUUGAGCUGGGAGGAAUUCAGGGAAAGCAACUUAGCUCCCAAGUACAGAACAUUUUCACUGAGUUCAACGAGCAGUACAAGGUGUUCUCUGAGAGGUCCUAUGACUGUCUGGACACCAGCAGUGAUGAAUUUGUUGAAGAUUAUCACCAGUUCUUGGAAAAGAUUGCAGACUUUGACAGAAGAUUGGCCACCAUCAUCUGUCAGGGUUUUGACGAUUGUUCAGGGUUGGAGUCUGUCUUUAAGCUGAUAGACAUCAUGGGAUCAUUGCUUGAACGCCCACUGAUCAAGAAGGACUUUGAUGAGAAGUAUCCAAUUGUUGUGGACAGAAUGCAUAACAUGCUGGAUGAAGCAAAGCUGAUGUAUGACAGACAGGUCCAGUCCAAACAGGAGACAGGCAAGAGUCCCAUCCACAAGAACAUGCCAAACAUGACAGGAUCCUUGAGGUGGUCAAGGGAGUUGGGAGAACGGAUCACUGCACCCAUGUCAACCUACAAGCGGAUGGAGCAUCCCAUCAUGGAGACAGAUAAUGCCAAAUUGGUGUUCACCAAGUAUGAGGAAAUGAUGAGUCUUCUCAACCAGUGGGAUCAGGACAUCUAUGAUGAAUGGACAAAGGGAGUUGACUCUGCUUGUAGCUUCAACCUCAGCCAGCCACUGCUUACCAGGAAUGAGGAGUCGAACCUCAUCUCCGUCAACUUUGACCCUCAGCUGGUUGCUGUCCUUCGUGAAGUGAAGUACUUGGAGAUCCGGAACAAGGAGGAGAUCCCCAACAGUGCCAGUAACAUGUACUCCAAGAACGACACCUUCCGGAAGUUUGUAGCCAACCUGGACCUCACUGUCCAGUGGUACAACAAGGUGCGCAGAACAGUUCUGGAGGUUGAGUAUCCACUCAUUGAAGGUCAACUGGCCGAGAUUGAUCAACAGCUGGAGCAGGCAGAGAAAACUCUGAACUGGGAGAAUGAGGGAGUGUGGGACUACAUCGAGAAGACCAGGGACCGAGUUUAUGACCUCGAGACGCGUGUACAAAAGUCAAAGGACAAUGUGGAGGAGAUCAAGAAGAUUAUGACGACAUGGUCAAAAACACCACUGUUUGAGAGGAAGGAAGACAAACACGACUGUCUUCUGCAGUUGGACGAUAGGGAAGAUCGUAUCAACAAACGCUACAACGAAAUCAAGGCUGCCGGUGACAAAGUCCAUGAACUAGUCAAGCUAAAUCUAGAGUUCUUCAAAGCAGACAAGAGCACAGACAUCUGGAAGGCAUAUGUGGAUUACAUUGAUGAGAUGGUGGUGGAUGGAUUCUUCAACACCAUCCGAUGUAGUUUACAGUUUAUGCUCACUCACACAGAUGCCAAACUGACCCAAGGGCCAUUGUUUGAAGCCAAGUUGGAGCUGCACGUGCCAGAGAUGGUGUUCCUUCCUUCCCUGGACUUCGGUGUUGCAGAUGGCUACUACGAUGAAGUAGACGGUCUGGUGGGAGACAUCUACAAGCAGUCUUCGCUCAUCCCUCGGCUCGCGGAGCACUCUGGUCAGCAGCAUUACCAGCCCGAUUUGGAGGACAUGGAAGAGCUGAGUGAGAUGAGGCAGGAGCUGAUGGACCGAGUGCAGAACAUCAUGAACAAAGCUUGCGAGUACCGCAACUCCUUCGACAACUACGCCUAUCUGUGGGUGGAUGACCGCAAUGAGUUUAUGCGACAGUUCCUUCUGUACAACCACGUGCUCACCACUGAGGAGAUUGAGGCUCAUGCUGACGAGGGUGUACCAGAGAGCCCACCAACACUGGCACAGUUCAAGGACCAGAUUGAUACCUAUGAGAAGAUCUAUGAGGAUGCAGUCCACAUUCAGGACACAGAGUUGUUUGAGCACUGGUUCCGUGUGGAUGCCAAACCCUUCAAACUGUCCUUGCUGAACAUCAUCAAACGCUGGAGCUUCAUGUUCAAACAGCAUCUCAUCGAUCAUGUGACCAACAGCCUGAACAACCUGACAGAGUUCAUCAAGACAACAGACUCAGGCUUGCAGAAAGAGGUUGAGGAUGGCGAUUACAACGGCCUUGUAGAGGUCAUGGGCCACUUGUUUGCUGUAAGGGAGAGGCAGCAGAGCACUGAUGACAUGUUUGAACCACUCAAGCAGACCAUUGAACUGCUCAAAACUUAUGAUCAGGAGAUGCCGGAUGAAGUCCAUGUUCAGCUGCAAGAGUUGCCAGAGCAGUGGAACAACACUAAGAAGAUCAGCAUCACAGUCAAGCAACAGGUGGCCCCUCUACUGGCCAAUGAGGUGACAAACAUUCGCAAGAAGAGUGCCACAUUCGACACCAGCCAGCACAAGUUCAGGGAAAAGUUCCGUGCCAUUCCACCAUUCAGAUACGAGUGUGAGAAGCCAUACGACCAUCUGGACAGGUAUCAUGAAGAAAUCAAGUCAAUGGAGCAGGACAUGGCUCUCCUUAUGGAGUCUGCGAGUCUGUUUGAGGUGAAUAUUCCAGACUUCAAGCAGUUGAAACAGUGCCGCAAGGAGAUCAAACUUCUGAAGACACUGUGGGACUACAUCAUCAUUGUACGCAGCAGCAUCGAUGACUGGAAGACAACACCAUGGAAGGCAAUCAAUGUGGAGCAGAUGGAUUUGGACUGUAAGAAGUUCUCCAAGGACAUCCGUGCCUUGGACAAGGAGAUGCGUGCCUGGGAUGCAUACAUCGGACUGGAGAAUGUGGUCAAGAACAUGUUGACCUCACUGAGAGCGGUCAGUGAGCUGCAGAACCCAGCCAUCAGAGACAGACAUUGGCAGCAACUCAUGGCUGCCACUAAGGUGAAGUUUGUGAUGGACGACAACACGACACUGGCCGACUUGUUGAACCUGAACCUCCACAACUAUGAGGACGAGGUCCGAACCAUUGUGGACAAAGCAGUGAAGGAGAUGAGCAUGGAGAAGGUGCUAAAAGAGCUGGACAGCACAUGGUCAACCAUGGAGUUUGAACAUGAAAAACACCCACGCACCGGCAUCACCAUCAUCAAGACAUCUGAGGAGCUCAUUGAGACACUUGAGGACAACCAGGUGCAACUGCAAAACAUGAUGACAUCUAAGUACAUCGCUCACUUCCUGCAAGAAGUGUCCAUGUGGCAGAAGAAGCUGUCCACCGCUGACCAGGUCAUCUCCAUCUACAUGGAGGUACAGCGAACAUGGUCCCAUCUGGAGUCCAUCUUCAUUGGCUCAGAGGACAUCAGAAAGCAGCUUCCGGAGGACUCCAAGCGUUUUGACAACAUUGACACCGACUUCAAGGAGUUGGUCAGUCAGGUAGAGAAAACAACCAAUGUGGUAGACUCCACCAACCAACCCAACCUGUUUGAAAAAUUGGAGGGCCUGCAGGACCAACUGGCACUUUGUGAGAAAGCCUUGGCUGAGUAUCUUGAGACCAAGCGUCUUGCCUUCCCCAGGUUCUACUUCGUGUCGUCUGCUGAUCUGUUGGACAUCCUGUCCAACGGAAAUGACCCUGUCACGGUGGCUAAACACUUGACCAAACUGUUUGAUUCAAUGGCCAAGUUGAAGUUUGAGACAGACAAAGAUGACAACCCCAUCAAGAAUGCCCUGGGCAUGUACAGUAAAGAUGGAGAGUAUGUCGAUCUCAACAACCCCUGUGAUCUCAAUGGGCAGGUUGAAAACUGGCUGAACCGUCUCUUGGAAGCAAUGAAGGCUACCGUGAGACAUGAAAUGACUGAAGCUGUCGUGGGCUAUGAGGAGAAGCCCCGUGACCAAUGGCUCUUUGACUACCCUGCACAGGUGGCGCUGUGCGGCACACAGAUCUGGUGGACCACCGAGGUCAACAUGGCAUUUGGUAGACUGGAAGAAGGCUACGAGAACGCUCUAAAGGACUACAACAAGAAGCAGAUUCAGCAGCUGAACGCUCUAAUCACCAUGUUGCUGGGAGACCUCACCAGUGGCGACCGCCAGAAGAUUAUGACUAUUUGCACAAUUGAUGUGCACGCUCGUGAUGUUGUGGCCAAAAUGAUAACACAGAAGAUCGACAGUUCUCAGGCUUUCCUGUGGCUGUCACAGCUGAGACAUCGCUGGGAUGACAAUGAGCGUGACUGUUUUGCCAACAUUUGCGAUGCUCAGUUCCGCUACUCCCAUGAGUACCUGGGCAACACCCCACGUCUGGUCAUCACACCCCUCACUGAUAGAUGCUACAUCACACUGACCCAGUCUCUGCAUCUCAUCAUGUCCGGAGCUCCAGCUGGGCCUGCUGGAACCGGCAAGACAGAGACCACCAAGGAUCUGGGCAGAGCCCUCGGCAUCAUGGUCUACGUGUUCAACUGCUCAGAGCAGAUGGACUACAAGUCCAUUGGCAACAUCUAUAAGGGGUUGGCACAGUCUGGCUCCUGGGGAUGUUUUGACGAGUUCAACCGCAUUGCUGUGGAGGUCUUGUCCGUGGUAGCUGUCCAGGUGAAGACAAUCCAGGAUGCGAUCAAGGACAAGAAGAAACGCUUCAACUUCCUGGGUGAGGAGAUCAACCUGAUCCCCAGCGUAGGAAUCUUUAUCACCAUGAACCCAGGUUAUGCCGGCCGCACAGAGCUCCCUGAAAACCUCAAAGCUCUGUUCAGACCAUGCGCUAUGGUGGUGCCUGACUUUGAGUUGAUUUGUGAGAUCAUGUUGGUGGCUGAGGGCUUCCUUGAUGCCCGUCUCUUGGCCAGGAAGUUCAUCACACUGUACAGUCUGUGCAGAGAACUCUUGUCAAAACAGGACCACUACGAUUGGGGUUUGAGAGCCAUCAAGUCUGUGCUUGUGGUGGCCGGUGCCCUCAAGAGGAGUGACCGUGGUCGACCAGAAGACCAGGUGCUGAUGAGAGCUUUGCGAGAUUUCAACAUCCCCAAGAUUGUGAUUGACGACAUGCCUGUGUUCAUGGGUCUCAUUGGAGACCUGUUCCCAGCACUGGACGUGCCCAGGAAGAGGAACAUGGAGUUUGAGGCCAACAUCAAGCAGGCCACGCUGGACCAGAAACUGCAGGCAGAGGACAACUUCAUUCUGAAGAUUGUACAACUGGAAGAGUUGUUUGAAGUGCGUCACUCCGUCUUCCUGCUGGGAAAUGCUGGAACAGGCAAGAGCCGUGUCUGGGCAACUUUACAGCGCACAUACAAAAACCUUGGCAAGAAGCCAAAUGCUGUUGACCUCGACCCUAAGGCUGUGACCAAUGAUGAGCUGUUCGGUGUCAUCAACCCGGCCACCAGGGAGUGGAAGGAUGGUCUGUUCUCCGUCAUCAUGAGGGACCUGGCUAACAUGUCCGGCGAUGGACCCAAGUGGAUCGUACUGGACGGAGACAUUGACCCCAUGUGGAUCGAGUCUCUGAACACUGUCAUGGACGACAACAAGGUGUUGACCCUUGCCAGUAACGAGCGUAUCCCGCUGACUCCAUCUAUGCGUCUGCUGUUUGAGAUCAGCCAUCUGCGCACAGCCACACCCGCCACAGUUUCUCGGGCUGGUAUCCUCUUCAUCAAUGCACAAGAUCUUGGCUGGAACCCCUAUGUCCAGAGCUGGAUUGACACCCGGGAGGUCCAGUCUGAACGAGCCAACUUGACCAUCUUGUUUGAGAAGUAUGUGCCCUUGUGCCUGGAGAUGCUGCGGAGCCGCUUCAAGAAGAUCACUCCCAUCGCAGAGAUUGCUCAUGUGCAGAUGUUGUGCUUCCUGCUGGAGGUGUCCUUGACCCCCGAGAACACGCCACCCGACUGCCCCAAGGAACUCUACGAGCUCUACUUUGUUUUUGCCUGUGUCUGGGCCUUUGGAGGGGCCAUGUUCCAAGAUCAGCUGGUUGACCACAGAGUCGAGUUCACCAAGUGGUGGGUCACAGACUUCAAGACCAUCAAGUUCCCAUCUGCAGGCACUGUCUUUGACUACUACAUUGACCCAGAGACCAAGAAGUUUGAACCCUGGACAAAGAAAGUGCCCAAGUUUGAAUAUGACCCAGACAUUCCCCUGCAGGCCACGCUUGUGCACACAGCUGAGACUAUCCGCGUGAAGUACUUCCUGGAUCUCCUUGUGGAGACCCGCCGUCCUGUCAUGUUGGUGGGCAAUGCAGGCACAGGCAAGACUGUGCUGAUGCAGGAUAAGCUGAACAACCUCACAGAAGACUACAUGGUGGCCAACGUGCCCUUCAACUUCUACACCACCAGCGAGAUGUUGCAGAGAGUGCUGGAGAAGCCCCUUGAAAAGAAAGCUGGUCGUAACUUUGGCCCCCCUGGUGCCAGGCGACUGAUCUACUUUGUGGAUGACAUGAACAUGCCAGAGGUGGACAAGUACUACACGGUACAGCCUCACACGCUGAUCAGACAGCACAUUGACCAUGGCCAUUGGUAUGACAGGCAGAAGCUCUCACUCAAGGACAUCCACAACACACAGUAUGUCUCCUGCAUGAACCCCACAGCUGGAAGUUUCACCAUUGACUCCAGACUGCAGAGACAUUUCUGCGUGUUUGCACUGAGUUUCCCGAACCAGGAUGCACUGUUCACCAUCUACACAAGCAUCCUGAGCCAGCAUCUAUCCAUGUGCAACUUUGUGGGCGCAGUGCAGAAGUUCACCAACAACUUGGUCAACGGAGCACUUAGCAUGCAGAACAAAAUCACCACCACUUUCCUGCCCACAGCCAUCAAGUUCCACUACAUCUUCAACCUCAGGGACAUGUCUAACAUCUUCCAGGGCAUUCUGUUUGCCGGCGCGGAGUGCUGCAAGACCCCACCUGAUCUGGUGCGUCUGUGGCUGCAUGAGGCUGAGAGAGUUUACAGAGACAAAUUGGUGGAUGAGAAGGACAUGGAGACGUUUGACAAGCUCAAGAAGGACAUUGUCAAGAAAUGCUUUGAGGAUCUCCCUGAGGAAGUCAUCUUCAAGCAGCCUCUCAUUUACUGCCACUUUGCCCAAGGCAUCGGUGACCCCAAGUACCUGCCAGUGGAGACCUGGGCAGAUGUGAACAAAGUGCUCAUCGAGGCCCUUGACAACUACAAUGAGCUCAAUGCAGCCAUGAAUUUGGUGCUCUUUGAGGAUGCCAUGUCUCAUGUGUGCCGCAUCAACCGUAUCCUGGAGUCACCUCGAGGCAACGCCCUGCUCAUUGGUGUGGGCGGUAGUGGCAAACAGUCUCUGUCUCGUCUCGCCGCAUCCAUCAGUGGGCUGGAGGUGUUCCAGAUCACACUGAGGAAAGGAUACGCAAUCCCAGAUCUGAAGGUAGAUCUAGCAGCUCUCUACCGCAAAUCCGGUGUCAAAGGCAUCGGUAUCAUGUUCCUGAUGACUGACGCUCAGGUGGCAGAGGAGAGCUUCCUGGUGUUGAUCAACGACUUAUUGGCUUCUGGCGAAAUCCCUGACCUGUUUGCGGAUGAUGAGGUGGAGGAGAUCAUCGCUGGUGUCAGGAAUGAAGUCAAGGGUCUUGGAAUGGAAGACUCCAGAGAGAACUGUUGGAGGUUUUUCAUUGAUCGAGUGCGCAGAGUGCUGAAGGUUGUCCUUUGCUUCUCCCCCGUGGGUUCAACCCUCCGAGUGCGUAGCCGCAAGUUCCCUGCAGUGACCAAUUGCACAUCCAUUGACUGGUUCCAUGAGUGGCCCGAAGAGGCUCUCAAGUCUGUCAGUGCUCGCUUCCUAGAGGAUGUUGAGCUGCUUUCGCCCGAUAUGCGCGAGUCGAUCUCUCACUUCAUGUCCUUUGUGCACAAGUCAGUGAAUGAAGUGUCACAGCAGUUCCUGUCCAACGAGCGCCGCUAUAACUACACCACACCUAAGUCCUUCUUGGAGCAGAUCACACUGUACCAGAACUUGCUCACCAAGAAAAACCACGAGCUGCAGGCCAGCAUUGUGCGUUUGGAAAAUGGUCUCGAGAAACUGCGCAGCACAGCCUCACAGGUCGACGAUUUGAAAUCCAAGCUGGCAUCACAAGAAGUGGAACUGGCCAUCAAGAAUGAGGAUGCAAACAAAUUGAUUCAGGUGGUCGGUGCAGAGACUGAGAAAGUGACAAAGGAGAAGACGAUUGCUGAUGAGGAGGAGAAGAAAGUGUCUCAGAUCACAGCGGAGGUGGAGAUCAAGGCCAGGGACUGUGAGAAUGAUUUGGCCAAAGCAGAGCCUGCCCUAGAGGCUGCCAAAGAAGCUUUGAACACUCUCAACAAGAACAACUUGACAGAGCUGAAGUCAUUCGGUGCGCCGCCACCUGCUGUCACCAACGUGACAGCCGCUGUCAUGUGUCUUCUGUCGCCUGGAGGAAAGGUUCCGAAGGACAAGUCCUGGAAAGCUGCUAAAGCCAGCAUUAUGAACAAAGUGGACCAGUUUUUGGACAACCUCAUCAACUAUGACAAGGACAACAUCCAUGAGAACUGCCUGAAGGCUGUUCAGCCCUACCUCGCUGAUCCAGAGUUUGAGCCUGACAACAUCAGGGGGAAGUCCUUUGCUGCUGCAGGUCUGUGUUCCUGGGCUGUGAAUAUUGUCAGGUACUAUGAGGUGUACUGUACCGUUGAGCCAAAGCGUAUAGCCCUCAAUCAGGCCAACUCGGAACUGUCAGCUGCCCGUGAGAAACUCAGGGUCAUCAAGAACAAAGUGUCGGAGCUGGAGGAGACUCUAGCCAAGUGUCAGGCAGAGUUUGAGGAAGCCACAUCAGAGAAACUGCGCUGCCAACAGGAAGCAGAGACAACAGCCAAGACCAUCGAGCUGGCUAACCGUCUGGUCGGUGGACUUGCCUCUGAGAACGUCCGUUGGGCAGACUCCAUCGCAAACUUCAAGGAGAAUGAGAAGACAUUGCCAGGUGAUGUGCUCAUGAUCACAGCGUUCGUCUCCUACGUUGGCUCUUUCACAAAGAUGUACCGCACAGACCUGAUGGACAGUCAUUGGCUGCCAUACCUCAAGGGUCUCAAGAACCCAAUCCCAGUCUCAGAGGGCCUUGACCCCCUGACCCUGCUCAUUGAUGAUGCUCAGGUCGCCUCAUGGAACAAUGAGGGUUUGCCUGGGGAUCGCAUGUCCACUGAGAAUGCCACCAUUUUGACAAACUGCGAGAGGUGGCCUCUGAUGAUUGAUCCUCAGCUGCAAGGCAUCAAGUGGAUCAAGACCAAGUAUGGGGCAGAUCUCAAGGUCAUCCGACUUGGAGUGAAGGGAUACUUAGAGGCCAUCGAGCGUGCGGUGCAGUCAGGCGAUGUGGUGCUCCUAGAGAACAUUGAGGAGAAUGUUGACCCUGUGCUUGACCCACUGCUGGGCAGAAACACCAUCAAGAAGGGACGCGCCAUCAAGAUGGGUGACAAGGAAGUGGAAUACCACAAGGACUUCAGGCUCAUCCUUCAGACCAAGCUGGCAAAUCCCCACUACAAGCCAGAGAUGCAGGCCCAGACCACUCUGAUCAACUUCACUGUCACCAGGGACGGAUUGGAAGACCAGCUGCUGGGUGCUGUGGUGUCCAAGGAAAGACCUGACCUGGAAAAGCUCAAAUCUGACCUGACCAGACAGCAGAACGAGUUCAAGAUCACACUCAAAGGUCUUGAGGAUAACCUCCUGGCACGUCUGUCUGCGGCCGAAGGCAACUUCCUGGGUGACUACGCGUUGGUGGAGAACUUGGAGACCACCAAGAGAACUGCUGCAGAGAUUGAGGUCAAGGCUGCUGAGGCCAAGGUCACGGAGGUGGAGAUCAACAAUGCUCGUGAGAACUACCGUAUAGCGGCUGCGAGAGCAUCUCUCUUGUACUUCAUCAUGAAUGAUCUGCAUAAGAUCAACCCCAUGUACCAGUUCUCUCUCAAGGCAUUCAGUGUGGUGUUCGACAAAGCCAUCGACCGUGCUGAGCCAGCAGAGGAGCUGAAGCAAAGAGUCAUCAACCUCAUUGACUGCAUCACGUACUCAGUCUACAUCUACACUACCAGAGGUCUCUUUGAGAAAGACAAGCUGAUCUUUGGCACUCAGAUGACCUUCCUGAUCCUUGUCAUGGGCAAUCAGCUGAACCCCGUGGAGCUGGACUUCCUGUUGAGAUUCCCAGCAGUGCCCAAUCUGACCACACCCGUGGACUUCCUCAACAACAAUUCCUGGGGAGGCAUUAAGGCCCUGGCCGCCAUGGAAGAGUUCCGUAAUCUUGACCGUGACAUCGAGGGCUCCGCCAAACGCUGGAAGAAGUUUGUGGAGAGUGAGUGUCCGGAGAAGGAGAAGUUCCCACAGGAGUGGAAGAACAAGACCUCAUUGCAGAAGUUGUGCAUGAUGAGGGCACUCCGACCUGACAGGAUGACUUAUGCUGUCACGAACUUCAUUGAGGAGAUGCUGGGAACCAAGUAUGUGGAAGGCCGAGCUGUGGAAUUUGCCAAAUCAUUUGAAGAGUCUGGUCCAGCCACGCCCAUCUUCUUCAUUCUCUCCCCUGGUGUGGACCCUCUGAAGGAUGUGGAGAGCCUGGGCAAGAAGCUCGGCUUUAACACUGACAGCAACAACUUCCACAACAUCUCCCUGGGUCAAGGUCAAGAGAUUGUAGCUGAGCAAGCCAUGGACCUGGCUGCCAAGGAAGGUCACUGGGUCGUUUUGCAGAACGUCCAUCUUGUCGCCAAGUGGUUGUCUCGUCUGGAGAAGAAGAUUGAAGAGUUCUCCACCGAGAGCCACGAGAACUACCGUCUGUUCAUCAGUGCAGAGCCGGCAGGUAGCCCGGAUGCCCAUAUCAUUCCCCAAGGUAUCCUGGAAUCGGCCAUCAAAAUUACAAAUGAGCCGCCAACUGGGAUGUACGCCAACUUGCACAAGGCCUUGGACAACUUCAAUCAGGACACUCUUGAGAUGUGCGCUCGUGAGAGUGAGUUCAAGUCUAUCCUGUUUGCCCUGUGCUACUUCCAUGCUGUGGUCUGUGAGCGCCGUAAGUUCGGCCCUCAAGGUUGGAACCGUGUGUACCCAUACAACACGGGAGACUUGACCAUCAGCAUGAAUGUGCUGUACAACUACUUGGAAGCCAAUGCCAAGGUACCUUGGGAAGAUCUGCGUUACCUGUUUGGAGAAAUUAUGUACGGAGGCCACAUCACUGAUGAUUGGGACAGACGACUUUGCCGAACAUAUCUGGAGGUCUACAUGCAUCCUGAUAUGCUUGACGGUGAGCUGUUCUUAGCUCCCAGCUUCCCAAUCCCGCCCAACUCUGACUACAAAGGCUACCACACGUACAUUGAUGAGUGCCUGCCUCCAGAGAGCCCAUACCUCUAUGGUCUGCAUCCAAAUGCUGAGAUUGAGUUCCUGACCACCACAUCUGAGAACUUGUUCCGUACUGUGUUUGAGAUGCAGCCACGAGAUGCGGGUGCUGGUGCUGGCGCAGGAGUCAGUCGUGAGGAGAAGGUCAAGUCCAUUCUGGAUGAGAUUGUAGAGAAACUUCCGGAUGAGUUCAACAUGGUGGAGAUCAUGGCUAAGGUGCCGCCGGAGGAGAGAACUCCUUACGUCGUGGUCGCUUUCCAGGAAUGUGAACGCAUGAACAUGCUCAUGAGUGAGAUACGCCGCUCCCUCAAAGAACUCGAUCUUGGUCUCAAGGGUGAGCUGACCAUCACCGCAGACAUGGAAGAUCUCAGCAACAGCCUGUUCCUGGACAAUGUGCCAGCCAACUGGGCCAAGCGUGCCUACCCAUCGCUGUUUGGCUUGUCUGCCUGGUAUGCUGACCUUCUGCAGAGGGUCAAGGAGUUGGAGACAUGGACAUCUGACUUCCAGCUGCCAGCUGCUGUCUGGCUGGGUGGCUUCUUCAACCCCCAGAGUUUCCUGACAGCCAUUAUGCAGCAAAUGGCCAGAAAGAAUGAGUGGCCACUGGAUCGCAUGUGUCUGCAGUGUGACGUGACAAAGAAGUCAAGGGAGGAUAUGGCAGGCCCACCUCGUGAGGGUGCUUACGUCCACGGUCUGUUCAUGGAAGGUGCCCGCUGGGACAUGCAGACUGGUAUGAUCGGAGAGGCUCGCCUCAAAGAUCUCGCACCACCAAUGCCCGUCAUGUUUAUCAAGGCAAUCCCUGUGGACCGCAUGGACGUCCGUAGUGUAUACGAGUGUCCCGUCUACAAGACCAAGAGCCGAGGCCCAACCUUUGUCUGGACCUUCAACCUCAAGUCCAAGGAGAAGCCCAGCAAGUGGGUCCUUGGAGGAGUUGCACUCCUGCUGCAGGUCUAAGGUCACGAAACAGGGUCACAGGCCGAGGUCAAAACUACUGCUGAGCUUUUGAACCUUGUGAAAAAAUUUUGGGUUUUUUCUUUCUGUUUUUGGUUUGUUUGUUUGUUUGUUUGUUUGUUUGUUUUUUGUUUUUUUUUAUUUACAGAAGAAGAUAUGUUAUAAAGCAUUUAUUUAUCAGUAAAAAGUAAAACAAUAAGUGAGUGACAAGUCUUGCUGCUGGUCUUACGACAAUGAUGCAGGACUGGCUGAGAUUUUAAGGUCUUAAUGAAGAUACAGCUAGAGUGGAUGCAGAAGUUUGAUGUUGACUGAAUGCAGAAUUAUUCCUUUACAAUUCUGUUCUUCCUUAAUCAAUGGUGUGCUUGUCCCGGCAAGCCAAUAGAGUGAUGAUGCCAUCAGAGCAAGAAAGAUUGCCACAUUGUGUGACGCCUUGGGUGAUGAUGUCAUCUGAGCGAGUGUCCUGGUGGAGUCGAUUUUGUUACUGCGGCAGAAUGAAGGCUAUAUGAUAUGCAGUGUACCAGUAGCAAGAAAUUUUGACAAUAGGGAAACUGUGUCCAAUGUGGAUAGGGAAAAUAUGUAUGUAUUGUGGCUUGUCAUUUUUGUAAUAGAUAGUUCUUUUAUUCUGUUUAUGUAAGAGCUUUUCCGCAGUUUGACUGCCAUAUGUGUUUUCUAUCUCACUGUGAUAAUUUAUUGAUUUUGAAUGAGAUAGUUCUUGUAAAAGUCUUUUAGAUGUAGAUUCCAUAUGAAAUUUCUACUGUUGAAAGUUAAGUUUAAAUCCUCAUCUGCUAAAAUGGAAGAGUUAACAAAUUUUUAUGUACCGCGAUAUUAAUGUCUGGUCCGUCCAAGUACCUUAUGCAUGUCAAAAACUAUGCCAAAAUAUGUACCAUAUAUAGUCUCAAGUUUAUGCUUUGAGCUAAUGUGACAUUCCAAUAUGUUGUUUUUUUUACUCCUUAUACAAAAUAUUCAAAGUGAUUUAAAAAUGUGAUAAUAAACACCAAUAUUAUGCUCUA